CCAAGUCCCUGAAACAGCAGUGUCUCCCGGUCUCCAACCCUGGGCCCGCCAGAGUCGACCCCCAGCGCGGGCAUUAAGCCGCGCCUGGCCACCUCCCUCCCAGGCCUAGCAACCCGUGCCAGCUCCGGGCGGGGUCCUGCGGUUUUGACAGGCUCCUCCUCCCCGGCUCCUCCCCUCCCCGUCGGGUCCUCCUGCGCUAACUGAGCUCCUCCGGGCCCCUGCGCCUGCUCCCAGCCAUGGUGGCCUGGCGCACCGGUUUCCUCAUUUGCUUCGUUUUCUCCUUGGCCACCCUGGUCCAGAGAGGAUACAGCGACAUUGAUGAUUUUAAUCUGGAGGAUGCACUGAAAGACACUUCCUCAGUAAAGCCAAGAUGGGACCACUUCAGCACCACAACUAAGAGGCCAGGAACAACCAGAGCCCCAGCAAACCCAGCAGAGAGAUGGGACCGUGUCACCACUACUACAACUAGAAAGCCAGUAACAACUAGAGCACCACCAAUUCCUAUGGAUCCAGAUGGUUUUAGUUUGGCUGAUGCUUUGGAUGAUCGAAAUGAUCUAGAUGGUGGCAAAAAGCCAAAUGAAAGAGAUGGAGAAGGUUUCUCGGACAAGGAUCUUGAAGACAUACUGGGAGGUGGAGGAUAUAAACCUGAUAAGAAUAAAGGUGGUGGUGGUUAUGGCAGCAAUGAUGACCCUGGAUCUGGCAUGUCGACAGAAACUGGCACCAUCGCAGGUGUGGCCAGUGCCUUGGCUAUGGCCCUGAUUGGAGCUGUAUCCAGCUACAUCUCCUACCAACAGAAGAAGUUUUGCUUCAGCAUUCAGCAGGGCCUCAAUGCAGACUAUGUGAAGGGGGAAAACCUGGAAGCUGUUGUGUGUGAGGAACCUCAAGUGACAUAUUCACAACAAGAAACGCAGUCUGCAGAACCUCCACCAUCUGUGCCAUCCCGGAUCUGAGGCCCUGUUUAGUGGCAGGUGCAUAUGAAGGGUGCCACUGCUUGUGACCCAGCUCCAGGUUUUAUUUGCCAACCCUUUCGCCAAGUUUCUUCUCAUGCCACUGGCUUCUUAUUGUACUGAGUUUUCUGGACAAGCCUUAGGUGUUCAUGAGUGUGGUAUCUAUGACCUGUCCUGUACAGUAUGGUGACUGUUCUGCCAUGGGUCAUCUGAAGAGACUUGGUCCUGAGACUUAAGACCCAACUUGAGCAGAUCACUAGCACCAGUGUUGGGAGUUUCAUAGAGACAGCUUGCUCCAGAGUUAGCAUAGGGAAAAAGGAGGAUGACCAAGAUGAGGGUAGUCAAGAGGAUGGUGGGAGCAGUGCUUCAGGAGAAAAUUUCUGCUGAAGCAACCUCUAGGUACUAUGAGACUCUUUACCCAUAUUCUAUAGUGGGUUGUUGUGGUACUGACCACUGAGAGCUGAAAUUAGUAUGCUUAGCUAGCAUCUGGUGCAUAUGGAGUCUGUACAAGAAGCAAAUCAGCCAACCCCAAGCUGCAACACACACACACACACACACACACACACACACACACACACACACACAGGCAUACACAAAUGUACACACACACACACACACACACACACACACGAACAAAUGCAUGCACACAUGUGAGUGCACACACACAAGUGCACACACAUGUAAUACAUGUGCACACCCAUGUAACACCUAGGCACUUUAAAAUUUUCUCUUUGAAUGCUUUUUCCAACUUCAGGUUUUAUAUUACUCAGCUUCCAGAGAGCUUGUCCAGGUGGAGGCUCUUCAAUCAUUUUAGUGCAAACAUGUGUCUCACCUUGAGUUUAGUCUUACCUUGAGUUUAGGAAUCUGGAGAACGUGGGAGCUGUGACUUGCAGGUUUAUUGCCAUCAGAUUCAAUAGGGAUCGCUGACCUGGUGACAGGUCUUAGAAGUCACUUCUACAUUGGAAAUGAAUUUUCCACCAGGUCAGAGUAGGUGCUUCCUACCCUGUACAUGAUCUUAUUUGAGUAGUAAGAACCUGAGAAUGAAUAUGGAAGCCAGAAGCAUGCUUGUUGCUUUAUUAGAAGCUGGUGGGGGAGGGGAGGGGAGAAGGGAUGCUGGCUUAGCUGAGUGGAAUGCCACUGCUGCCUUUGUAGUUGUGUAGCCAUCCUCCCAGUUUGCUCUCAUAAGGAGGCUCUGUCCAUGUUCACCAUGGUAAACAUGGGAAACCAAGGACUAGGGCUUCACCUGGCCCCAAGCUGAUUGCUAUCCCUAGUUUGGGGUGGAGCCACCUGCUUCCUGGAUUGUUCCUUUGGCUUUUGGUCCUUGGCUCCAGUGACCUCUACAGUGAACCCUGCAUGUGAAAAGCUAAGCAAAAGUCUAUGUGAACUAACAGUUAAAAAAAAAAAAGGCACUUCUGAAAGCGGAGUGUGUCACUGGGAAGGCAAGAUCCACAGCUCCUCUGGAUGACAUGAUUGGCCCCAUAUAUUCCACAGGCUGUGAACUGGCUCCUUUACAUCUGCUGAGCUGGGAUGAGGCAAUGCCCACCUUAAGAAACUGAAAUCUUGUGCUGUCUAAUGCAUGCCUUGAGUGUUUGUUGUUUAAAGACUAUUCAUGGUGGAGGGCUGGUGGUGGUGUCAUACCUCCAGGCAGCCUGAACAUCAAUUCCCAAUGUGUACCUUUGGGCUAUGAGAUGCCCCUUUGGGCUAUGAGAUACCCCUUUUGCUUGGCCUUUAGUCCCAGACAGUCCAGGUCUGUGGAUCUGAUAUGGAAGCUGGAAAACUGGGGAAAUGGCACCAAGGACAAUAAAAACAUGGCCUCAGGAAGUUAAUUAGCAAGGGAAGUAUUGUUUGCAAGAUGCGUCAGUUUCCAGAACCUCCUAACUUGCUGUCGCCUUCAUCAGGAUUGUGCCUCAGUGUCAUCAAGACAUCAAGAGAUGAUUCUGCUACCCUCUGGCCAGUGAUGAGCUAGAGGUGACUUCAGGAAGGAUUUUAGUAUUUCUGGUCUGUUGAUACGUAGCUAGGGUAAUCUAAGAGGGGAUUGUCUACUUUACCUUUAUGCUGAGGCCUGUCUGAUGGUAAAGCCCUUUAACCCCACAGCCAUGAUGUAAAAUAAAUGCCCUCUUGUGAAACUAUUUUCUCAAUAACACUGGUACCAGUGAAAAAGAGCUCUACUUUGCUCUCCCUUAGCUACCUCGGUGCCUUCUGCAUAAAGCCCUUCUGCAUAAAACCCAUCACUCAGCCCGCAGGCGCUAGCUAAGUGGCUGGACAGGCCUGGGCGGGCCAUCGGCCUCCUGUUCAUACAGUCUCAUCCCAGGGGCCGGGCUCCUCCUUCCCACUGGCAUUUUAUACUUGGUGGGGCAUUGUGGCCUGCAGAAGGCUUGGGACUGGUCUUGUAACUGUGUCCCCCCUGAAGGCUGAGUUGGCCAACUUGGGCUAGUCCCAGGUGAUAGAAGGGAGAAAAUGAAUGAAGCAGAAGAGUCAAUUGCCAAGAUCUGAUCUCUGUCAAUGUAACUUGACACGAAGAGCUUUACAAAAGCUGAAUAUUCUCAAGUGGUCUCAGCCACUUGGGUUAUGGUUAGUACCAGUUCUCUGAGGAAGACAUGCUGGAGACUGCCAGAAUCCCUGUACAUCGUUUUACAUGCUUGUGUCCAAGUGUGAACUGUAAAUGGUCUAGUGUUUGCAUUAAACAAAGUGGAAUCCAA
Messenger RNA from Psammomys obesus (fat sand rat), 3646 nucleotides. RefSeq names its product CD99 molecule like 2 (gene Cd99l2). NCBI's taxonomy places the organism in Eukaryota, Metazoa, Chordata, Mammalia, Rodentia, Muridae. The record is from RefSeq and is a predicted model, not a curated record. The transcript is spliced from 10 exons. Bases 237 to 950 code for a protein of 237 amino acids.